Molecule: messenger RNA, 895 nt
Organism: Photinus pyralis (common eastern firefly)
Lineage: Eukaryota; Metazoa; Arthropoda; Insecta; Coleoptera; Lampyridae
Exons: 4
Coding region: 57-794 (245 amino acids)
Source: RefSeq, a predicted model, not a curated record
CUUUGUUGAUAGUGGUUAUUAAAGCGAGCAGUCUUUACUUUUAGACGCUUACAGAAAUGUAUCGCUUCGUUCUGCUAUUUGUACUUUUUGCAUCAGCACACAGCCAGACGGAUAUUUUGGGACAAAUACACAUAUGCAAACGUUCCGAUCCGAAAUUGAACGACUGCCUAAAAUCGUCCAUCAAAGGCGCGCUGAAGAUUUUGGCCAGCGGCGUUCCCAAUUUGAAGAUACCCUCGAUCGAACCCAUCCAAAUCGACAAAUGGACGAUUCAUGCGAGCGACGCCUUGCCGUACGAGCAAAACUACGAAAACCUCAAUUUGACCGGUUACUCGAACAUUGAGAUUGAAGACGUUUACACGAAUAUUGGCGACGAGUACUUCAGUAUUCACCUGAUGUGUUCCGCUCCGAAACUGCUGGUGCAAGGUGACUAUACGUACUACCUGGUUAAGCAAACGAAAGAAGACCUUAGCAGUCAGGGCACAAUGGAGUACAAAUACGAUCAGCACAAAUUCUUCGUAAAGUUGGACGGUGAUUUCAUCGAAAGAGACGACGUCGAGUACGCCGAAAUUACUCAGACCGACUUCAGCAUGGUGAGAUUGCAUUCGUUUGAAAUGACGUUUAUGACGGAGGACCAACAAAUCGGGGAUAAAUUGGGAGAGUUGGUGAAUGGUGGUUCUCGAAAGUUGGCGAGCGUCAACAUCGGAGAGUACGAGAACAUGUACGCGUCGGCUUUUCAUCGCAUUGCCAAGGCCGUAUUUGCUGCGUACCCGUGCAACAAGCUAUGGCCUAAGUAGAAAGAAAUGUUAAAGCGUAGUUUAGCAACGCAUUUGCAUUUAGUUCAAUGCGUGUUGCUAAUAGAAAGCACUGUGAAGUAAUAAACAUUUAAAUAUUAGGA